UCGUGUCCUUCCACACACCAAUUGUACAAAAAUGAGAUCCAACCUUCUCAUCAAUUUCACUCUCCUUCUCUUCUUCUUCUUCUUCUUCCGCGUCAGUUUUGCCGCCGGAAGAAAGCUUCGUUCUUUAGAAAUGAGUUACAAUGGAGAGCCUCAAGCUGCCGGAACCCCUGAAGGAGGAUCUGGAUCGGGUCAUGGUCCAAAUUGGGAUUACAGCUGGGGUUGGGGUUCCGCUCCUGGAAGCGGUUGGGGCUAUGGGUCUGGGUCCGGGCGGUCCUCCACUGGUUUUGGUAGAGGCUUUGGCUACGGGUUUGGAUCGGGCUCCGGGUCUGGGUCUGGAAGCGGGUAUGGUUAUGGGUCAGGCACAGGUGGCGGUGCUUAUGGCGGCGGUGGCGGCUUCGGCAGAGGAAGCGGUGGCAACCACUGACUCGAGGGACAAAACAGCCAUGAACAAUUGAGGGUUCUACAUGAAUGCUCUUAUUACGUUGAGGCUACUUCAAGAUAUAUAGUGUGUACGUGGUUGUGCAUAUAUAUACUAUUUGGUGUCUCCGUGCCCCUAUCAAAGAUGACUAGAGUUAGCAACCCAUAAUAAGAUUUUGAGUUGGGGUUAGUAUAUUUAGUGAAAUCUUGAUAUUAUUUAGUGUAUUAAUGUAUAAUUAAUUAACUUUAUAUAUAUCUGUUAUGAAUGUAAAAAACCUUUAGUUUAUCCUAAGUCUUGUUCCCUUUUCUUUACUAAUGGUUAUAUAUGAACAAAAUUUGAGAGGA
This is a messenger RNA of Prosopis cineraria, 762 nucleotides long. RefSeq names its product putative glycine-rich cell wall structural protein 1. The record is from RefSeq and is a predicted model, not a curated record. The transcript has a single exon. NCBI's taxonomy places the organism in Eukaryota, Viridiplantae, Streptophyta, Magnoliopsida, Fabales, Fabaceae. Bases 32 to 424 code for a protein of 130 amino acids.